Molecule: messenger RNA, 2848 nt
Organism: Eptesicus fuscus (big brown bat)
Lineage: Eukaryota; Metazoa; Chordata; Mammalia; Chiroptera; Vespertilionidae
Product: ankyrin repeat domain-containing protein 26-like
Exons: 10
Coding region: 82-2406 (774 amino acids)
Source: RefSeq, a predicted model, not a curated record
GAUGGUGCUGAUGACAGUGACAUUGGUGGAUGGAGUCAGCAGAGCAAUAGUGAACAAACUGAUAAGCAGCAGGUUUCUAUUAUGGAGGAUGAAGAUUCUUACAGGUUUACCUUAGAAGAAGAAAAAGAGGAGAGACCAAAAGUUGAUCUGUUAUAUGAAAAAAAUAGGGUGCUGUUAAGAAAUAAAGAAGAGCACUCUAUUAAAGAAGUUGAAACGAACCCAUAUUUUGAAACCACCAUUAGAACACAAGACGUUGUAUCAGAGGCUAUAAGAGAGAAUGAGGUUAUAGAAGAGCAAAAUUACACUCAGAGCCAACUUUCUCAAGAACAGAACGCCAGAAUAUCACAAGAUGGAAUUCUGACCAAACACCUUUGCAAACCAAAAGAGAUAGAAAUAACUCAUAAGAAAAUGAAUUAUAAGGUUUCUGAGAGUUCUGACAAAGAAAAAAGUCUAUUGCAUGAAAACCGCAUGUUGUGGGAAGAAAUUGCCAAGCUAAGACUGGAAAUAGACACAUUAAAAAAUCAGACCCAGGAAAUGGGAAAAAAAUAUUUUGAGGACAUUGCAAUUGUCAAAGAAAAGAAUGACUGUCUUGAAAAGACAAUAAGAGAAGCAGUAUUUCAAGACAAUGCGCAGCUUGAAGUUCUGAGAGCUGAACUUAUAAUGCUAAACUCUAAACUGGAGAAUGAGCAACAAAAAAGAGGAAGACUGGAAGUAGAAGUUGAAUCAUACCAGUCCAGACUGGCUGCUGCUGUACAGGAUCAUGAGCAUUGUCAGGCAUCAAAAAGAGACCUACAACUUGCUUUCAAGAGAGCACGAGAUGAAUGGCUUUGUUUAUGGGACAAAAUGAAUUUUGAUAUGUCCAACCUAAAACAAAACAAUGAGAUUCUUUCUCAACGACUUUCUAAAGCAGAAAGUAAAAUCAGUAGCUUAGAAAAUGAGCUUCAUCACACCAGCGAGGCUCUCCAAGAAAGGACAUCGGUUUUAGAAAGAGUCAUCAGUCAAAAACAGUGUCAACAGGAGGAAACUGAACAUGUGUAUCAAGAGGAACAAGGAAAAGUGGAUAAAGACGUUGGAAAGCAGAAAUCCUUACAGGAGAAGCUAUCUCAUCUACAGAGUAUAAAUAAGUUGCUCCGACAGCAACUGGACCAGGCUCACAACAAAGCUGACAGGGAAGGAAAGACAGUAAUUAACAUCCAAGAUCAGAUUCAGGAUAAAAUAAGCAUAUUUAAUGCUGAAAGUGUAAAGCAAAUUACUAUGCUGAAUGACAGAAUUAACAAGUUAAUCAAUGAAUGGCAUCAUUUUAAAGAAAGAAUACAUCGGUAUGAAAAUGAUAAUGUAGAAAGAGAUGCCAUUGUGAGGCAACUUCAAGAAGAACUGGCCGUUGUGAGACAACCUCAACAAAAAAUAUCUAUGAUAGAGGCUUCACUGGAGGUUGAAUCAUGUCAUCCUGUGCAUGUACAAGAUAAGACACAUGACUUCAAGAAGGAACUAGAUCAAAGCAGAAGUCAAAAUGACGAGCUUAUAGAAAAACUGCAACCUGCAUCUUCAAAAUGUAUAGAUCAGGAUGAAGAAAAGACGCCUCAACAGCAGUUAGCAAUGGAAGCACUUCUAAAGGAAUGUGAAGAACUAAAGAAUACAGCAGAGAAAUGGGAACAAGAAACAGUAAACCUCAGAACACAUAUGGAAAUGAAUAUGGUAGAAUCCUGUGAAGCAGAAGAGUAUAAAAAGAAGAUUGAAGAAAGAGCAAGACAGGAUGUAGCAGACAAUUUUAAACAAGUCUAUUCAUUUUUACAGACAAUAAGAGAAUCUCAAGAAAAGUCAGAGCAGAUGAUAAAUAAACAGGCUUCAAUAAGAAGACCUUUGGAACUCAGAAAUAAAGCGCUGGAAUUAGAACUCUCCAGAGUGCAAACUUCUCGAGAUGAUAGCAAACUAGAAUUGGAAAUACAUAAGCAACUCUACCAAGAACAGUUGGAAAGAAGAAAGCGAUUGGAAAACAAAGUAACUGAUUUUCACUGGACUAAGGAGAGGCUAGCUGAGGUCAGCACCGAACUUCUCCAAAAGGAACAGCAGAACAAACUUUUGCUCAACGCUAAGAUGAGGCCAGUUCUGGAAGCACCUCCUGUUGGAAAUCUUAACACUAGUUUUCUGCCCAGGAGAAAUUCUACUAGAAGAGAAAACUUGGACAGUCCUACCUCAAGAUCAUAUACUUUAAAUUACCAAAAGAUGUGGCGGGAAUUUGAAGAAAUUCUAACUAGCGAAGAAAAAGAAGGUGCUGCUAACUUUGAAACUGAAUCCUAUAGAGCUUCUCCUGUGGCAUCAACCUAUCAGUCAAGUUCAACCCAAGAUCUACUUCUGAAAGCACAAAAAGAAUAUAAAGAGAUUUUGCUGAAAAAGUACCUGAUCUAAAACAUAAACAGUAAAAGUUUAUUUACCAGACUGUUUGUAUAACAUUUUGUUUCCAUUUUACACAUGAUGUGUGAGAUCUUUAUUGAAGAAAAAAAUUUUUAUCAUAUGUGUCUGAUGAAAAUUUACAUAGUAUUUUAAACUGUGUUUUUUGGGGGGCACCUAAGUAAGGUUUAAGCAUAUUUUGUACACGAAGUCCAGCACUAUUGAGUUUUACAUACUCAAACUGCCCAAAUACCAGCUGUUCAAACAACACCCAAACAAACAACUUGUCACUCAUACUUUAGUGAUACUGGUUGAUUUUUUUUAUAUAUUCCAAUUUUUUCACAAUAUUUGGUCCUAAAGAUUUUGAUAUCUGCUGCUAUGGCUACUAAAUGGAUGUAUUAAAAUUAUUAUAGUGCCAUUAGACUUAUGUAAUUUUAAAUACUGAUUCCAAAAUCUUUCC